AGGGGUCGCAGCCAUGCCCCUGAGGAAGCCCCCGGCCAAGCGGCGCAGCACCGACUCGGGCGUGGAGCCCGACCGCGGGGCGCCCUCCCAGGAGAAAAAGGACCAGCGCAUCGCGCUCUUCCUUAGAGACUUCGACCAGCAGGGUAGGGCCGGGGCCCAGGGACAGAGCCGCUGAGGCCGGGGAGAGGCUCGGGGCGGCUCGGCAGAGCUCAGAGCCCCAGGAACGGCCCCCGCAGGCGCCGCCGCUCCGUGAGGGGCCGCCCUGGCGGCGGGUGUGGGGGCCCGGGGCUGCUGAGGGGGGCCGCGGCCCGGUCGCCUUCCCCUAAGUGCCGGCCUGAGGCGUUCGCCGUGUCGUUGUGCUCGUCGGUGCUAAGGAAAGCAUCCGGGAAAUGAAGAAAGAACUUGAUGCGCUCUUGCAAACAGCCGAGAAGGCAUUUACAGUGGAGUUGCUGAAGAUACCACUUGCCAUCAGAAAAAUGAAAAGAAAAGACUUGCUUAAUUUGCAAGGAAGGGAGGAAGUGGCUCUUGCUGCUGCAGUGAGUGACUCUUCUCUAGAAGAUGUACCAAAUCCCAAACUGAUGAGGACCAACAGCAAAAAAGUUAAGGUAACUACAAUUGUUGAAUAUGAAGAUGCCAAGCAUACUUCUGCAAAGAAAAUAUCUAAAAAAGUAUGCAGAACAAAGUCACUGGUUUCAUUGGCCUCUGGUUUAAAUAGCAAACUGAACCCUAUUUCUAGGUCUGUUCACUCUUCUGCAAGUGUGACUGAGGCUGUUAAGACUGUUGCCUCUGAUUGCAGUGCUACAAAUUUAAAAGCCACGCCAAAGGCAUCUAAAAGUAUUGGAUUACAACAGACUGUCUCGAGAACCGCACCUGUCAGCAGAAGAGUUCAAGGCAUGUUACUAAGAAGUAGAUCAGUACCCCAACACAGAACUGUUCCAUUUGUAAACAUUCCCUUGGCUGAUGGACAGACGCUCUGUAUGGCUGGUGGAGAUCUCCGUAACAUUGAUGUCCAACUACUAAAUCAAGAUACAGUACAGCAUAUUCAUAACUUGGUGAGUGAGCUGACUGUACUAUAUGGAAAGGCCACAGCUAAACCAAAUUAAUGGAACUGUCUUCUGACUCACUGAAUGUGUGACAUCUCCUUCUUGCCUCCCCUGAAGUGUUCAGAGAAUGUUUAUGAUGUCUUAAUAAAGCUGUAUACUGCUCAGUAAAUGUUUUAUAUCAAAGCUUAAAAUGUGAUGUUCUUAUCUCUGUAAAGCAUACAAACGUAGAAGAAAAUUCUUCUACUUUCCCAACUUUAUAAAAGCUUAGUUAACAUUUUAGUUCAAUUCAUAAUAAAUAAAAUGAAUAACAGACUGAUGGAGAA
Messenger RNA from Oxyura jamaicensis (ruddy duck), 1366 nucleotides. RefSeq names its product borealin-2-like. The transcript has 10 exons. Gene Ontology annotation, biological process: mitotic sister chromatid segregation. The record is from RefSeq and is a predicted model, not a curated record. Lineage: Eukaryota; Metazoa; Chordata; Aves; Anseriformes; Anatidae. The coding region runs from base 390 to 1103 and encodes 237 amino acids. Gene Ontology annotation, cellular component: chromosome passenger complex; chromosome, centromeric region; spindle midzone.